Molecule: messenger RNA, 894 nt
Organism: Paramuricea clavata
Lineage: Eukaryota; Metazoa; Cnidaria; Anthozoa; Malacalcyonacea; Plexauridae
Source: the annotation of a GenBank genome assembly
AACUUACUUCGUAACAUGGUGGAACUAUCCUUGGCCUUGAAAGAUUACUCCACGGUUAUUCAAUGUACGGAGAAACUGCUGGUUCAAGACCCCAAUGAACUCUUCGCAUUGAUUUUCCUUGGUCGCGCCCAGGCCCUUACAGGUGAUCUCACGCGGUCAAAAGAAACAUUCUCUCGAGGUUUGUCGCUGGCACAGCAAGCCCAAGACGAGGAAAAUACUACAAAGGUAACAAAUUUGUUACAUCAGGCAUAUUUUCGACAAACCUUUGACACUCCAGUCUAGUCACUCUAGUGUCUUCAUCAAGAGUUAUCUUAAUUAUGUGGCAACGUGGUUCCUUGAGUAUAUAAUUAUAUACUCUCAUCUGAACAUUCAUAUCUCAUCCACCCGUUCACAUCCAUCACGGAAGAACAAAAUCGCACCUAUAAUCACAGCAAAAGGUGCGAGUGUAAAUGGGCCUUUAUAUUUCCGAGCGAUGAUGUCACUGCCCAAAGAUACUCCUGUUAGCAACAGACCUACGUUUUCCUGCCUUAAACUGAAACUUUCAAAUUUGCCUAACCAUCCCACCCGCAAAACAUGGGUCUGCCUGCUCCAGUGGUGCUCAGGCUGUAUAGCUCAGUAUUCUAUCUGGCCACCGAAGCAUUUGUACACCUUAUUGGCGUAAUUAGGUUAUUUUGGUGUACAUGUUGUUAUUGACGCAAACUAACCUAAUUACUUUAUCAAUGUCUUUGUCAUCACACGCAGAACUGACAGAAGCCCUAAUACUUGUUUGUUAUUCCUUUGCAGUUUGAAAAUUUUCUGAAAAUGCUGGAAGGCGCUACUCAGUGACAACCGAACUUUUUAGUUACAUCUUUCCUAAUUUAUUUAUUGAACAUUGUAUUUAUUCGUAUUGUAUUU